Messenger RNA from Arabis nemorensis, 504 nucleotides. The record is from the annotation of a GenBank genome assembly. Lineage: Eukaryota; Viridiplantae; Streptophyta; Magnoliopsida; Brassicales; Brassicaceae.
AUGAUUGUCUCCCCGCUCCACUCCACCGCGAUGAUAAAUCAAGUUCGGCUCAUCAUUGCUCACCGUUCGUGGAAGCCUGGACCGGCGCCGGUGAACCUUUUGAUGCCACCGGAUCCACCAGAUCUUGCGCGUGAGUACACAAAGUCUCUCCAAUUGCCUUUGUGGUUUCAAUCAUGUUGCUUACUCACCGCUCCCUCGCCUCCAUUUCUUUCUCCGACGGCUCUUUAUCCACCGUUGGCAAGAGCCACUUCCUCGCUCAGAUCUUACACUGACGACUUCGUAGAAGUCACUCUCCUCUCCGCCAAUCUCCCUCUCAUCUUUCAUGGGAUCUGCUCUGGUAUGAGGAUUCACACGGCGCUGGUUUGUUUCCGGUCACCCUUUGCGACGUGCCUCCAUUACUCCGGCCUCUCACCGCCGCCGCCCCCUACCCCCUCCUUCCCCAGCGGAUCAAAAUUUCAAAUAACCCCACUGCUUGACCUCAAUUUUCAAAUAACCAUGAAAUAA